Messenger RNA from Cynara cardunculus var. scolymus (artichoke), 1116 nucleotides. RefSeq lists its product as uncharacterized. NCBI's taxonomy places the organism in Eukaryota, Viridiplantae, Streptophyta, Magnoliopsida, Asterales, Asteraceae. The record is from RefSeq and is a predicted model, not a curated record. The coding region runs from base 1 to 1116 and encodes 371 amino acids. The transcript has 2 exons.
AUGAGUAAGAAAGUUGAUAUCUUUGCUUCACCAAAACAGCCUUCCCUUUUUCCGCUGACGAUAGAAUGCCCAAAUAUCUCCAAGGAAGAUUACAAUCUCUUUUACCAACACGAGCGUCGACUAUUCACUUACUUGCUUGUAUUUCUACAUCGAGAUAUUGUCGAGUCAACACUCGUGUUGGGUUUCUUUAUAUGGUUAGAGAGAGAAGGGUAUACCUCUAAGAAUCUUGUUCGAACGAUGGUUGAUUCUUUGUCCUUGAGCACCAUUUCUAUAAUCGCUGAUGAGGUGGUGACUUGUUUAAAGUGCAUAGAGAAAAAAGGAAAUAAAUUCAUACUUGAGGGAAGCGUGAAAUAUGAUAUUUCAUUGCUUAACAAUCUUUUGGAUCGCAAGAGGAUCUGUCUAAAGGAGUUACAAGAAAAUCAAAAUUGGAUUUUCAGAGAGGUGUCUCAAAUAGCAAACGAUGUUUAUGGUAAGGCAUUGAAAGACAUUUUGCAGCAAUUUAUCAGGUAUGGCACGCGAUCUACUAUGGUUCCCCCGAAGGAGGUUAUUACUGGAGGAUCUCGAUACUUGGGCCAUCUUGUUCCUAAUCCUACUUAUGAGAUUAACAGCUAUCUUGGAUUUCGCCCUGAAUUAGGGUUUGCGACACACCAAGAUUGGCCAAUGGUUGCUUUCGAAAGAGCAAAUGGUGCUUUGCUAACUCCGAUGUUGGAUUUUGGGCAACAUAAAGAUUUAUGCCUUAAUUCUCCAUUGACCAUAAGAGAUCUAGAUCAUGAAAUACCUGCGGAUGAUCGAACCGUAUUUCUUACCUUUUCAAAAGGGUAUCCCAUUUCUGAAAGUGAAGUCAGAGACUACUUCACUAGAAACUUUGGGGAUUUCAUCGAGGCGAUUCACAUGCACGAUGUAGGACCAGAAGAACAACCCUUGUAUGCUCGAAUUGUUGCUUGCUCGCCCUCGAUGGUAAAUACCAUUGUUGGGAGAGAUGGUCCUGAAGGAAAAUCCAAGUACAAUAUCAACGGCAAACAUGUAUGGGCGCGGAAGUAUGUGAAGAAGAAGCCAAUUAGAUUGUCACUGACACAACCAACCAGUAGCGAGGUCACAACACUGCCACAACCUUAG